Molecule: messenger RNA, 1335 nt
Organism: Rodentolepis nana
Lineage: Eukaryota; Metazoa; Platyhelminthes; Cestoda; Cyclophyllidea; Hymenolepididae
Source: the annotation of a GenBank genome assembly
AUGAAUUACGAUAAAAGUAAUAUAAAUUUGGUUAUUCUUGGUCAUAUCGGCUCUGGUAAAUCUGCAUUGAUCUGCCAUUUGAUCUCUAAAUAUGGUACGUUGGACAAGAAUUAUAUGACAAAGUUUGAAAAUGAAUUAUUAAGUAUAGAACCUUCAUCUUCGAAAUAUGCCUGGGUGUUGAAAAAGCUUAAAACUGAACGCGAAUCUUGUGAUUCUACUGACUCAUCUUUUUGGCAAUUCAGAUCUCCUAGACACACCGUCACAGUCAUCGAUGCCCCUGGACACGAUUACUUCAUUAGAAAUAUGAUCACUGGAUCUAGCCAUGCUGAUUGUGCUAUUCUCAUCGAUUCUGCAGCCCGCGAAGAAUUUAAAGCGAGCAUGAGCCAAGAAUAUGCUGAUCUCGCCUACACUCUAGGAAUUAUGCAUCUAAUUAUCGUUGUCAAUAAGGUAGAUACGAUCAACUACGACGAGAAACGUUUUCGAGAUUACUCCAAUGAAAUGAGACUACUUGUCGGCAAAGUCGGAUACAACCCUGAUAAUGUUAAAGUGAUUCCUGUCUCUGGAUUAAACGGCGACAAUAUCCUUAAACUUAGUCCACAUACGCCUUGGUAUAAGGGUCCAACUUUGCUACAGAGUAUUGAUAUCACAUCGCCAUUAAUUAAUCCAGUUGAUAAGCCCCUUCGUUUUUCAAUUGAGAACGUAAGGUUGCUUGAGGACAUGAGGAUUAUCUCAUUUGGCAAGCUUGAGUCUGGUAUUAUGAAAACCGGCAUGGAUGUGUCUUUUGCGCCUUCUGGAAUUACUUCCAAAGUACUCGUAAUAAAAAAAGCCAACGAUUCAAUCGCUGAGGCUGAAUUUGGUGAUAAGAUCGGUUUUUUAGUUAAGGAAAUAUCGGUUGGUGACAUUGCUAACGACAAUAUUGUUGGGGAUUUAAACAAUAACCCUCCGAGGCCAGCUAUUGAUUUUACUGCUCUGAUUUGCAUUCUUGAUUUUCCUGGUGAAAUUAGUGCUGGCUUUACUUCUCCUCUGGAUUGCCACAAUAUUCGUGUUCCGGGCAAGUUUAUUGAGUUACUUGAAAAGAUCGACCCACAAACUGGCCAGGUUAUCGAGCGAAAUCCCCCAAAGAUCAAGUCGGGUGACGCCGCAAUUGUCAAAAUAGUUCCUCGCAAGCCCGUUUGCCUUGAAGUCUUUUCACAAUACCCCAGUCUAGGUCGAUUUUCUAUUCCAAAUGGCGAUUCUAAAGCCAUAUUUGGCGUGAUCAAAUCUAUAACAUUCAAGGAAAAAAAAUCAAUGACUUCCUUGUCCCAAAGAAUCAAGAAACGCUUUUCAAGUAGAUAA